This is a messenger RNA of Aspergillus versicolor CBS 583.65, 1332 nucleotides long. RefSeq lists its product as uncharacterized. Gene Ontology annotation, cellular component: membrane. The record is from RefSeq and is a predicted model, not a curated record. Gene Ontology annotation, molecular function: L-amino acid transmembrane transporter activity. The transcript is spliced from 4 exons. The annotation marks the transcript as partial. NCBI's taxonomy places the organism in Eukaryota, Fungi, Ascomycota, Eurotiomycetes, Eurotiales, Aspergillaceae. Gene Ontology annotation, biological process: amino acid transmembrane transport.
UUGCUCCUCUGGGUGCUCGGUCUCCUCCUGGCAGGAUCUGGUCUCGCAGUGUGGUUGGAACUAGGAUGUAUGAUUCCGCGCAGUGGCGGGGAGAAGGUCUACCUGGAGGCAGCAUAUCGCCGACCAAAGCUGCUGGUGACAGUGAUCUUUGCCGUCCAGGCCGUAGCUCUCGGAUUCACAGCCCAGGGAUGCAUCGUGUUUGUGUCCAACAUGGUCCUCGCAUCCGGAAAGGAGGCGUCUGAAUGGGAGGAACGAGGCAUUGCAAUCGCAGUAAUCAGCUUCAUCACCCUCGUCCACGUCUUCCUCCCCAACUGGGGCGUGCGCGGCAUGAACGCCAUCGGGAUCAUCAAAGUCAUCCUGCUCCUCUUCAUCGUCGUCACCGGCUGGGUUGUGCUCAGCGGCCGAGUGCACAGUGUCCAGGACCCGUACGCCAGUUUCCACAACUCCUUCGCGGGCUCUGCGACGUCGAGUAACCUGUACGCAACGGCGCUGUUUAAAGUACUGAAUUCGUUUAGUGGCUGGUCGAACGCCGCAUACGUCCUCAACGAAAUCCACAAUCCAGUCCGUACGCUCAAAAUCGCGGCCCCAACGGGCUUGGGAAUCUGCGGCGUGCUAUAUCUCCUCGCAAAUGUAUCUUACUACGCCGCUGCAACACCCGAAGAAAUAUCCAACAGCGGUACAACAGUCGCCUCAUACUUCAUGGGCAAGGUCUUUGGAUCCGCCGCCGAGCGUGCCCUAAGCGUCCUCGUCGCAAUAUCCGCCUUUGGCAACGUCAUGACGGUAACAUUCGCCCAAGCCCGCGUAAACCAAGAACUGGCCAAAGAAGGCGUGAUCCCCUUCCCAACCUUCUGGGCCUCAAGCUGGCCCUUCGGCUCUCCUUCCUCAGGCCUACUUCUGCAUUUCAUCCCGUCCCUGAUCGUCAUCGUCGCGAUCCCCUUCGGCGACGCAUACAACUUCAUCCUCGAUCUCGAGGGAUAUCCGAGCAGCAUCAUCAACUUCCUCGUCGUCGCGGGGCUGUUCUAUCUCCGCUGGAGUGAACCAAAUGCAUCCCGGCCGUUUCGGGUGUGGUGGCCCGUGGCUGUAUUCUUUAUGGCUGGGCAGGCGUUCCAGGUUGUGGCGCCGUUUAUUAGACCGCCUGGGGGGAAGGGGGAUACGAGUUUGCCGUAUUGGCUUUAUCCUGUUGUGGGUAUUGCAGUCCUACUUGCUGGGGUGGUGUAUUGGGGUGUAUGGCAGGUGUUGCUGCCUUGGGCUGGGGGGUAUAGACUGCAGCCUGAGCAUGUGGUUUUGAAGGAUGGGACGACGGUGGCUGUUUACCAGAAGAAAAAGGACUGA